AUUCUAAAGUCUCUCCAGUCCAAUUAAUUUCCUUCAGGCUUCAAUAUGUCGGAACCAAAUUGGUCGCGAUAUCAGGAAGGCAGCAAGUGGUUUUAUCAACCCAAUAAAAUAGCCCCGAUUGUGUUUUCCGUCCUCUUCGCGAUUUCAGGCAUCUGGCAUGGAUAUCAGACAAUACGGUACAAAUCAUGGCGUGUUACGCUCCUCAUGCCCUGGGCUGCGCUCCUCCUGUGCACUGGCAUGGUGACGAGAGAAGUUGGAGCAUACCAUAUCUCAGACCUUGGAAUCCUCAUUGCUAGUAAUGUGCUAGUCAUGUCGGGGCCUCCCGUCUACGCUGCGAUCAAUUACCUGAUCUUUUCGCGAGUCUUGUUUUACGUCCCUUACCUCUCUUCCAUCCAUCCCGGCCGGGUAGUGACGACGUUCCUCGCCAUCGAUGGAAUUGUGGAAAUUAUAACGGUAAAUGGUGUAGUUCGAGUCACCAACUCGUCUCUGACCGAUGCCCAAAGAACUGUGGGCUCAAACAUGAUCAGGGCAGGCCUCAUCACCCAGGCGGUCAUGUUCUUUGUCUUCAUUUUAUUCGUGGCGGACUUCCAUCGCAAGGCACUCAAGAUCAAUGUGCUCAACUCGAAGCUACGGACCGUUUUGAUUAUUAUCUAUGUCUCCUGUGCCAUCGUCACGGCAAGAUGCAUUUAUCGGAUCGCCGAGUACUUCCAGGGUUGGGAAGGCGAGCUAUACACCAAUGAGACCUACUUCUGGGUCUUUGAUGGCGCCUUCAUGUUGGUUAAUACUUUUAUAAUGAACAUUUGGCAUCCCGGCAAACGACUUCCGAAAUCAAAUCAUACGUUCCUCUCGAAGGAUGGCAAGACAGAGCUCCGCGGACCUGGAUGGAACGAUACCCGCCCCUUCUGGGUAACAUUUUUCGAUCCAUUCGACGUCUAUGGUCUGGUUACUAAGAGAGAUCAAAAGACCAAGUUUUGGGAGCUUGAUGGCACCGAACUAGAAGAAUAUACGAGGAGAGAGCGUUCUCGCCAGAAAUUCGCGCGCCCUUGGUAUUUACAAGUGGUUGAUCCUUUCCACCUCGGCGGUUCCAAUGGUCUCCUUGCAAAGGCUUUUGGUUUGUGCAAGGAAAAGCCAACAAGUGAGCCACCAGCUUCCGAAAAGGAGCUCACCCAAGAAACAUCGAAGGCGACCGAUGAUGUGUCUCGGAUUGUUUGACAGUUCCCAGAUCUCACGAAAGGGAGCGAAGGAGAGUUGUGAAUGAUAGAGGAUGCCUAUUUGCGGAGUAAUUUUUUCGUUGAACGAGCCGGCGCAGGCAAUAUGUAACAUGUUCUUCGGCGUAACGGGUCGUGGGAAACAACAGCUUGGCCUCAUAUCUAGUAGUUAAUGCGUUCAAAUUUCAAAUGCUUCAUGUUAG
Molecule: messenger RNA, 1411 nt
Organism: Eremomyces bilateralis CBS 781.70
Lineage: Eukaryota; Fungi; Ascomycota; Dothideomycetes; Eremomycetales; Eremomycetaceae
Exons: 3
Coding region: 205-1212 (335 amino acids)
Cellular component (GO): membrane
Source: RefSeq, a predicted model, not a curated record